AUGGGCGUCCCGGGAUUGUGGGAUCUCGUUCGCCCCGCAGCGGUCCGUACCAGUCUGCACGCCCUGAGCCGCGACGCCUUCCUCGCCAACAAGAACGGCCUGCGCGCUCUCACCAUCGGGGUCGAUGCUUCUAUCUGGAUCUUCCAUGCGCAGACGAACCGCAAUGGUGCCAACGCCUUCCUCCGCACCAUCUUCUACAAGAUCGCUGCGUUGCUGCAGCACCCCGUCCUGCCGGUGUUUGUGUUUGAUGGACCGAAGAAGCCGUCGAUGAAGCGUGGGCAUCGCGUUAUGCGCAGCUUUGGCGUCAACGACGGCUACUCGCGGCAGUUCAAAGACCUGCUCGACGUGUGUGGCCUCGAGUGGUGGAAUGCACCUGGGGAAGCUGAGGCCGAGCUCGCACUCAUGAACCGCCAAGGCAAGAUCGAUGCUGUGUUGUCUGAUGACGUCGACGCGUUGCUGUUUGGCGCGACAUGCCUUCUGCGCAACAACUCGCCUACGUUGUCCGGAGCCCAGGCUUCCUCGACGCAGAACACGUCGUCCAGGUCCGACCAGCGACAUUACGAGAUGUACCGCAUCAGCGACAUUGUCGCGGAGUGGACGCGGGACGAGUCUGCACUCAAGAACGCGGACGACUGCCAGCGGGCGAUGGUGCUUGUUGCUCUUCUUGGAGGAGGAGACUACGUCCCCGAGGGCGUUGGGCGUAUGGGUCCCAAGAUCUCAUUCGGCCUCGCCAAGGCCGGCCACGCCGAUUUCUUGAAGCUCUACACCAAGGAGCGAUCCAGAUUUGAUCGCAAAAUCGCGCAGGUGCACGACGACAUUCUUAACGAGCUGUCGACCAACAGCUCUGGUCACAUUGGACGGCGUAUGAAGAAGCUGGCCGAGGACCUCACCGACGCCGACCUCUUCCAAACCUUCCCUCUCGACUGCUACCUUAACCCUGCUAUCAGUCCCUCUGACGAUCCAGGACUGGGCUGGCCAGGCUUUGGGAAGGGCGAGGUGUCGUCAUCUCGAGGUAAGGCUAGGAACAUUGGCCGUGGGGACCUGGAGGGAAUGGCUCGCGCCUGUGAGCGGUACUUUGAGUGGGGCACGCGCGAGAUCGUGUGCAAGAAGUUUGCAGGUGACACGGUUAACCUUUUCGGUGCGGAGAUUGUGUCUGAGGCGCGGAGUAUGUCACGCGCAUCAACGGAGACACGCAGACGACCAACCUGCCGGCCAGGGGAGUCGCCAGAACGCAUCACGUCCUAUUUUACUCAGAGCUCGAUAACUACUUCCCAGGGGCGAAAGAGCAUCUCGACGACGGGCACUCGGCACCUGGUGAAAAUCCACUCCACACGCCCGUCGCCCAUGUGCUCUGGCCUCACCGAGUACCGCCUCGAAUACCAGCCAAAAUGUUACAUGGACCGCUGCCGCGAGGCGAUGGACGGCCACCGCGCGGACCCAUCGACCCUUUCGCCAGAGGAACGUGUUACGCUGGGGCUUGUUGGGGAGGCUGCGGCACCAGCAGACACUGCUAUCAAGGACGAGGUGCGCAUCUGGAUUGCAGACUACCUAGUUCGCGCGGCGUGGCCACACCUCAUCACCAAGUAUGAUGAGCAGGAGGCCGCCAAGACUGUAAAGAAGGCUGCGCCGAAGAAGAAAGCUGCAGUCAGCUCAGCCGGUAAGGGGAGGAAGAAGGCGGCUACAAAGGCUGUCGAUGCCGGCGCGUUCGAGGACUUCUUCGCCAGCGCUCCCGCGACGCAAUUGACUGUGCGCCAGGUGGAGCAAGUUACGGCAGGCGGGACUUUCUCUCGUCGCCGCCGUGCCAGUGCCACUGCCAGUAGCUCACAUCUCACGCCGGCUCCGUCUUGCUCGCCGCGCAGCAUGCGCUCAUCGAGUGACUUGACCGCAGCGCAGUCCUCGCCGCUUAGCCUCCCUCCCUCUUCGCCUAUUCCGGUUCCGGCUGAACUGUCCCUUCCGUCACCGCCUGUGUCGCCGAGCAAGCGCGGCCGCUCCAUGCGUUCACAGAUCGCUUCCUCCAGGAGCUCAUUGUCGCGGGAUACAAGCCCGUGUCCAGGAUCCCCAGUGGCCACACCACUACCAACUCGGCGCUCGCCCCGGAAGAAGCGCGUCACUGCGCCUCGCGCCCCGCGCUCAGUCUGCAACAUGCUGGGCUCCGCAGCUGACCCAAUCUGCGUGUCUUCUGACGAGGACGAGCAAACGCCGCAACCAAUGCGCACUUCCAGAGCGGCCAACAGGGUUCCAACCGCGGCGCCAGACAGCCCCGUGAAGCGCGGGACUAAGGCUGGGCGAGGACGAGUAGCGACGACGGAGGCAGGGGCAUGCGCGGCAAAUAUAUCACCGCCAGCCAGACACACACGCACUGAUGCGCGUCAGCCCACUGUCACUGUACCAGUACGCACCCUCACGACGUCGGUACGCCGUGUAUCACCCCACUGCACCCCUUCCAUCCCCACGACAGCCAUUACGCACACACCUACCCAAACCCGUCUUGACUUGAUGACUGUCGCGCGGGCACGGAAAAGCCAGCCGGCCAAGAAGGCCACCAGCGUUUCCGAGCCUCGGUCGCCGAGGCUCCCCUACUUUGUCGUCUCUGAGGACGACGACGGGGUCGAGCACAUCGACCUUACGCAGCCUCGCCCGCGCGGCUCACGCUAA
Messenger RNA from Cutaneotrichosporon cavernicola, 2655 nucleotides. RefSeq lists its product as uncharacterized. The coding region runs from base 1 to 2655 and encodes 884 amino acids. NCBI's taxonomy places the organism in Eukaryota, Fungi, Basidiomycota, Tremellomycetes, Trichosporonales, Trichosporonaceae. The record is from RefSeq and is a predicted model, not a curated record. The transcript has 7 exons. Gene Ontology annotation, molecular function: 5'-flap endonuclease activity.